AUUCAUUCCCAUACCAUUGUAUCGCUCAAUAUAAACGUGGCGCACUUGUAAACAUGGCUGACCUCCAAGCUCGGAUACCGACAGUGGAGGACUUGCUUAAGGGGGCUAAGGACGCGUUCAAGAAGCGAUUCGAUGCGGACCCCGAAGUGGCUGCCUGCGCCCCCGGAAGGGUGAACCUGAUCGGAGAGCACACAGAUUAUAACGAUGGAUUUGUUUUUCCCAUGGCACUUCCCCUGGUGUCCGUAUUUGUGGGCCGAAAGAAUGGAACGUCACAGUGCCGUGUGCAGACGCUCUCCCAGGGAGCAGACGAUCCCACGUAUGUCGAGUUUCCGGUUCCCUCGGAUGCCACGCCCCUCAACCCGGGCGUCCCAAAAUGGGCUAACUACGUGAAAGGGGUCGUUGCCAACUAUAAAGGGUCGGUCCCGGGGUUUGACUGUGUGAUCGUGUCGUCCGUUCCUCUGGGUGGGGGAGUCUCCAGCUCGGCAGCCAUCGAGGUGGGCACGUACAUGUUCCUCGACCAGCUGGCUGGCGGCGGCGACCCUAGCGUCGAUCGGAAACAGAAGGCGCUCGCGUGUCAGAAGGCCGAGCACGUUUACGCAGGAGCGCCGUGCGGCAUCAUGGAUCAAUUUAUCUCCUUCAUGGGAGAAGAGAAGCACGCACUGCUUAUCGACUGCAGGUCCCUUGAGAGUCGGCUGGUUCCCCUUGUGGACCCAAAUGUCGUUAUCCUUGUUACCAACUCUAACGUGAAACACAACAUCGAGUCGUCUGAGUACUCCACCAGGCGCGCCCAGUGUGAAAACGCCGCCAAAAUACUCGGCCUGUCCAGUCUCAGGGACGCUAAUGACAAACUUCUGGAAGACAACAAGGAUCAAAUGGAUGACGUCACAUACCGUCGGGCCCGUCACGUGGUGGGAGAAAUCCGGCGGACGGAGGAGGCCGCCUCCGCCCUCGAGAACAACAACUACAGCCUGUUCGGACAACUCAUGGUGCAAAGCCACAACGCACUCAGGGAUGAUUUCGAGGUGUCGUGUCAGGAGCUGGACCAACUGGUGGAGGCGGCGACGGAAGUGGAUGGCGUGUACGGCUCUCGCAUGACUGGCGGUGGUUUCGGGGGAUGCACCGUUACACUUCUAAAGAAAGAAGCCGUUCCCGCCACACUUCAGCAUAUAAAGAAAAGGUACAGCGGAACCCCGACGUUCUAUGUUUGUGAAGCUUCCGGUGCGGCGCGAGGACUUUCAUUAUAAUACGACAUUAAACACAUAAGCACAUGUAGUGUGGUAGAAUCUACCUCUUUGGGCGUGAUUUCUUAUCCAUUCGACCAUAUCAUCCACGGUAUUACUGUGACUUGAACUACUUGUAUACAGUCAGCCAGGAAGGAUCGGAACAUUUAUAGAUAUGGGUAUUACUAUAUACGUGUUUAUACAUUAAUAGGACAGCUAUAUUUAUCUUAGUUUGUGAAAGUAUAUUAUCCAUGUAGCUAACUUUUUGCGUCUAAUGCUGUUUAUUUUUACCAUUGUUAUGGAUAGUUAACGUAUAUUUUAACUGAAUGCAUCAUUUUAGUGUUGAAGAUCUCAUGCAGUUGUAUUCCAUAGUUUAGCCAGGCCAUAUGGUUCUUGUUGCAUUCACGAGUUCCAAAAUAAACAAAAUGAUACAUUGUUUGUCUUAUGCCAGCUAUACAUUUACAAUGUUCUACCAUAAUACUAAUAUAUUUUGUAGAUACUGAACAUAAUUAUUUUUUUAUAUACCAUAAGUAGAUCUGCAGACAUAGGUGAUAAUUUGGGCAUACAGUAAUAUUAUUAAAGAGCUUGGUCUAUUCAUGCGAUCCCACAAAGGUUUCUGUGUAGGAAAGCAUAGGUUAUUUAUUCAUCAUUGCAAUGCAUAUGUAGCGUUACCGCAUAUAUGCACGAUUACCGCCCUUUGUUAUUAAUGGAUAUUUGCUUUAACAAAGUUAAAUGUCUGGCGGUGUUUUUCAAAGGUUAGUUUUAUAUUUUAGACUUAUCUAUUCCAUACAAAUAUUUUAUUAGCGACAAUAAUAUUUUAAGGAAUCAUGUUAAACAUUAUUUGUUAACCGGAAGUUGUUUUCAUAAAGAAUAUUAAUAAAACUAGAGCUGCUUCCCUCAAGCGGAAUAUACCCGUUUUACACAUUUUAAUGAUGAUCUCGUCCGCCCGGGGAGGGUUUAUUAAAGCGCGUAACUCAUUGUAAGAGAACAUAUUUUUCAAAUGAAUUAGUUUGGUUUUUAAUAUACUUGAACUAACAAUCAGGUAUUAAUUUGGCUAUUGUGUUAAAUAUUAAAAAAAAAACACUACGAGAAGCAUGGGGUCUCGAGAUUUUAGCUUUUUGCAGCAUAGCCGUGCAAACAGAGCAUGUCAUUUUUGUAUUGGACAGUGGUUGAUGGCAAUGACGUAUUGGUUAAAUAAUUAUUCUCAUCGGUACAAACUAUCACCAUUUUUUCAUGUAUGAAUCAACAUUUAGUUAAUUUUGAAACUGUGUGUAUUUCCUUCAGCGCAUGUUAAACUUGGUCAUCAGUGCCACGAAAUACACACCAUACAUGUACCUUUGUAACCAGUAACUUUUUAUUUCAAUCCAAGUAUCAUUGUAGUUUCAUUCAUUGAGAUUUUAAUACAUAUAGUACAAUGACACCAUGCAUUCUGAACGGCAGAUUUCUGCUGAUUCUACCAUUGUUAUUAAAGCCACAAAGAAUUUAAUACGUAAAGUAGUUCUGCAGUUUGAAUGAAAUAUACACAUCGUCAAUCAGUAUAAUAACAAUACUUGAUUUUACCCUUUUUAUGCUUGUUUAUCUGUUAAACUACACGAAGUAUUGAAGUUCCGGUACAGGAAACAACAUGUAUAAUAGUUUUAAAGUUUUUUGCUUAUUUCCUUGUAACCAAGGUCACCAAUGCCCAGCAACGCUAUGAACUCUUCAAGGACACUUUCCCUGCAGCCCUGAUUUUUGUCGAAAAACAAUCCCAUUCAUUCUUGACAUCGUUUCUUUCGUCUUUAUAACGCUUGGUUUUAUGUUCAUCUGUAUAUAUUAACACCUUACUUUCCAUUCCUUAAAUGAACUGCCUUUCGGUCAUUGCAUUUAUAAAAAUUUACACCUCAACUUCCAUUCCUUAAAUGAACUGCCUUUCGGCAAUUGCGUUCAUCAAUCGAUGAACGCAACAUCUUCGGAUAUGUUCGGAUCGUAAUUCUUUGCAUAACAAUAUACAUGGAAGCUAUU
Molecule: messenger RNA, 3221 nt
Organism: Mya arenaria
Lineage: Eukaryota; Metazoa; Mollusca; Bivalvia; Myida; Myidae
Product: galactokinase-like
Exons: 7
Coding region: 54-1244 (396 amino acids)
Biological process (GO): carbohydrate phosphorylation; galactose metabolic process
Cellular component (GO): cytoplasm; cytosol
Molecular function (GO): ATP binding; galactokinase activity
Source: RefSeq, a predicted model, not a curated record